Molecule: messenger RNA, 2457 nt
Organism: Annulohypoxylon truncatum
Lineage: Eukaryota; Fungi; Ascomycota; Sordariomycetes; Xylariales; Hypoxylaceae
Exons: 6
Coding region: 405-2201 (598 amino acids)
Source: RefSeq, a predicted model, not a curated record
CGAGAUACGUAUUACCGUUGUGCUCCCCAGAUGAAAGUUUAAGGUCCACUCCAGCCAAUGGAAUAGGCAUGAGCAGUUUAAAGAGUUACGUACCUUCACUAUAGUAUUAGUCGUGGUCCUGAUGAGUACGGGAAGUUACAGUUAUGCUUCUCAUUACGUUAUAGGAAGGCUAAGGUCAACAGCAUAUGAAUUCAAUAUUCUUCACAUGGAACUAAACAAACCUGUCCCCUCAAUCUUCACUCCCUCCCAAUAUCCAACCACUACAACUUGCAUCAACAUCAUAUUCCUUGAGAAGAUCACUUUGACAGGAAUUGGCUCCACCCCAAGCUUGUUCGUUGUAUCAACCUGUUAUUCUUUUUGAGCUUUCCCUACUUCUCUGUUUAAUAUCAUCACUGCUAGUGAAGAUGCGUUUUGAGGACUGGGAUGUCUUAUUAUUCCCCAGGGAUUCCAAGGUCCCAUUGAAAGAGUUCAGGACUAACUGUCACGUUGUUCAUGAUAAUGAGUUUGCCUUCACUCAUGGAUCUUACGGCCUGCCGACUAUGACUUGUUUUAUGCCAGGAUUAUCCCCAGGUACUCCGUUCAACAUCUCGCUUCACUCCUGGAAGACACCCGAUAUCAGUCAAUUCACUAGAAACUACAGCAAGCAUACCGAAUUAGUCAAGUUCGAGGCACGGGUCUUGAUUGAUGGCCGUUUGGUUGCUUCAUCCUCAUUUAACCGAGCCGGACCAUGGCCUCAGCUAAUCAACCAUAGCUUCGAGUUCACCAAGAACGGAGAUCUCGAGACGCUUAGGUUCCCUCAGUUUCGUAGCGAAGUGCUGCGGCAAAGCUACUGGAGCCCCGCGGAUGAAAUCGGACGGAUCAGAAUCGUCAUCAGCGAAGGCUUUCCGAGGGAUUCGUUGACAGUUCCCAUCGAACGAGUCAAGAAUAUCGUUGCAUUCUCAUUCCAACAUGCACCACUUGAUAUUCUCGAGUCUUCUGCGAUUGCUUGGCCAAACCCUAGCAUGUGGCGCCGUACUCCGUUCAAUCCUACGAUGCCUGUUCCGGCACGGCACCACGAAGAUGGUCCGGAUGCCCACCUCCACUCCCCUCGUCGUCGAGCAACGAGCUAUAUGAAAAACUCAUCCUGUUCGUCCACGUACAAUACGUGUCCUCCGGGUUUCACACAGGAAAACUUGCUUGGCUCUAUGCCAAAUACCGAGGCACUGUUGCAGCGCAACGGGGCUGGGGCCAGCUCGAACUGGGCAGACCCCUUUAGUUCGCAGAAGUCCGAAACAACUGCUUGCUUUGACUGGUCGAACACCAACUUCGGACCCAUCGGAUAUAAUCAGAGUACUGACAGUAACAAGUCUAGUUACAACUCUGUUGCCAGCCGCAGAGCCAGGGGUGCGAUCAAAGGGUCACGCUCCGAUAUUAGCAUGUCUGAUUACGGUUUGGGUGAUCCCAGCAAUACCACCCAAGGCCUGGCAGAUAAUCAGUUCAUACAUCUGUCGGCGACCCAUCUAGGAGAUAUAGAUUCCAGCGCCCAUGAUCCUAAAGCACCGACUAACACGCCAACGACGAUGGCUGGGUCGAACUUCAUUGACGACCUCAAUCUUGAAGCGAGUAAAAUUGGUACGCCCGGAAGCACGUCAAUGAACGAGUUCUUCAAUUCGAGCAACGCAAAUUUCUCUUCCGAGCUCGCUACAUCUCUUACGCACUCGUUGCUAAACCAACCACAUCCGCUUCCAGUUCAGGCCGGAAGCAUUGCCCCACCAGCCCCUGAAGUUAAGUCGCGUAAAGAAAAUCGCCUUCAAGAUUCUCCAAGUGAAGAUGCACCAGUCAUCAGCCACGUCGACAUGCGCAAGGUGUCGCAAUCGUCAUUUAGUAACCUUUGCAAGGACAGUCGAGACACCAGUACGACCAAUUCACCUCCUAGCCAGGGCGCUUUCUCGGGGGUUUUCUCUCGUCGAUCUACUUCGGCCGGAGACUUUGGUAGUGACCUUACUAAUGUUGCCAACGUCUUCACGGCAUCGAAUGUGGACUCACAUACGGUUAGUGACGCAAACCCAGAUAUAUGUCUGAUACGGCCUGAGAAGGGUAUCAAACGCAGUCGCCAUUUCACGCCUGGUAGUGGAAGAGUGAUUGACGAUGAUAUUGACAUACUAAGCAACAGCCCUCGGGUUCCAGUGGAGCUUGAUGACGCCUUUGCCGAGCAGAUCUAACCAAUGCGACAAAAUGUCGCAGAGUAGUAAACUCUAAUAGUAGCUUAUUUACUCUUUGCGGGAUCAUUGAAUAUUCAUCGGAUUAUUGGACGUAUCGGAAUGGAGGGCUAUGUGGCAUCCCUUUUAUAGAUUAGUAUCGGAACGGGUAUAUCAACCUCUCAUUCGGAAAGAGCACGUCGCCGGCUUCCUGCGUCUGAGACGUAAUCCAGGGUGUGGUUUGUCAUACUAACAGCAUCCUGCUAUUGGUUUGCGGAAU